AUGACAUCUCAAAUUCGGUACGAUAAUCAAGUCGCCGUCGUUACCGGCGCCGGCAACGGCCUAGGAAAGCAGUACGCCAAAUUCUUAGCUUCUCGUGGGGCGAAGGUCGUCGUCAACGAUCUCGGAGGAACCUUCAAUGGUAGCGAUGCCGGGGGACGAGGUGACUCCAGGGUUGCUGAUGUUGUCGUCAAGGAGAUUACAAAUGCUGGUGGCAUGGCUGUGGCCAACUACGACCCUGUUCAAAAUGGCGAGAACAUCAUUAGGACGGCCAUUGAUGCCUUUGGAAGAGUGGACAUACUGAUCAAUAACGCUGGCGUCCUUCGUGACAUAACAUUGAGAAACAUGAAAACCGAGGACUGGGAUAUCAUCAUGGACGUUCACGUUCACGGCGCCAUGAAAACUGCACGGGCGGCAUGGCCUCACAUGCGAAAACAAAGGUACGGCAGAAUCAUCAACACCUCCUCAUCAUCGGGCCUCUUCGGCAAUUUCGGACAGGCAAACUAUGCAGCCGCGAAGAUGGCACUGGUUGGUUUCAACGAAACACUGGCAAAGGAAGGAGCAAAAUACAAUAUCUACUGCAAUGUGCUUGCGCCGUCAGCAGCAAGUCGACUCACGCAAACGGUGUGGACGUCAGACAUGAUGGAAGUCAUGAAGCCCGACUGGGUCGUACCCUUGGUUGGUGUAUUGGUGAGCCAGAAUUGUAAGGAGAGUGGAAGUAUUUUCGAGGCUGCCGCGGGCCACUACAGCAAGAUCAGGUGGGAGCGAAGCAAAGGCUUUCUCGCUCACCCUGAAACCUUGAGCCCGGAUCUGGUUCUGCAGAACUACUCGAAAAUCGUGGACUGGACUGGCGCAGACUAUCCAGAUGGAGCUAUUCGUGCCAAGGCACUUUACGACGAGACCUCCGCUUUGCCAAAGUCGAGCGAUGUCCCUGCUGGUCAAGUCAGCUUCAAGGGUAGGGUUGUACUUGUCACAGGCGGAGGUGCAGGCUUAGGUCGUGCUUACGCCAUCGAAUUUGCCAAGCUAGGAGCACGAGUGGUUGUCAACGAUGUUAAAAAUGCAGACAAAGUUGCUGAUGAGAUCAAGUCGGCGGGUGGUGACGCUCUUGGGCUCACAAUGUCGGUGGAAGAAGGCGAGGCCUUGAUUCGAAAGGUUCUCGACACUUAUGGGCGGAUCGAUGUUCUUGUCAACAAUGCUGGGAUCCUUCGUGACAAAGCUUUCGUGAAUAUGACUGACGCGGAAUGGUUGGCGGUGAUGAGCAUCCAUCUACGCUCAGCCUUUCUUCUCACAAGGGCGGCCUGGCCUCAUAUGACGAAGCAAAGGUUCGGACGUAUAGUGAACAUCACCAGUACAUCCGGCAUAUAUGGCAACUUUGGGCAAGCAAAUUAUGCAGCCGCGAAAUGCGGCCUUAUCGGCUUCACGAAGACGACGGCUCGAGAAGGUGCCAAAUACAAUAUCGUGGUCAAUGCCGUGGCUCCCUCUGCUGGCACGAACAUGACCCGCACAGUUUGGGCAGAAGAGGAUGUUAAGGCCGUGAAGCCCGACUACGUUGCACCACUUGUCGCCGCGCUUUGCAGCGAGAAGCCGCCAAGUAUGGGGCAGCUAUAUGAAGCCGGCAGUGGCUGGUUUGCCGCAACAAGGUGGCAAAGAGCCAGAGGCGUGGAAUUCCCUGUCGACCAGGACAUUCCCACUGUGGAAAAGCUGGCCGAGGCAUUCCCCGAGAUCUGUAACUUCGACAAUGGAAAAGCCGACAACCCUGAUACACCGCAGGAUGGAGGUCGGUGGUCGAUGGAGAACAUUCUUAGGAACCCAAAGAUUAGCCUGUCUCAAGAAGAUCGCGCAAACAGGAAGUACAUCACUAAGAUCCAAAAUGCUAUCUCCAUGAAACCAACGCCAACGACCUAUACCUAUUCCGACCGAGAUGUGAUUCUUUACAACUUGUCCCUUGGUGCCCGUUGUACACAGCUCGACCUGGUUUACGAGAACUCCAACAAUUUUCAAGCUCUCCCGACCUUUGGCAUCGUCCCAAAUUAUCACUCCACUGUUCCCUGGCAAACUAAGGACAUCAUUCCCAACUAUGACCAGAGAAUGCUCCUGCAUGGGGAACAGUAUCUCGAAAUCAAACAAUUCCCAUUCCGACAUCAGGGAAACGCUGCACUCGUCAGGCGCGGUAGCACGACGUUCGAUGGUGCCGGGAAGCCACUCUUCUACACCGAAUCCCUCGCCUUCAUCCGUGGCUCUGGUGGUUUUGGCGGCCAGAAGAAGCCUUCUGAUCGAGGCGCCGCUACUGCUCCGAACGACCCGCCUACUCGUGCACCAGAUCACGUUGUCGAAGAAAAGACGUCAGAAGACAUUGCAGCACUGUAUCGGCUCAUGGGCGAUAAGAACCCUCUCCAUAUCGACCCAAAGUUCUCGUCGGUAGGCGGCUUCAAAGUACCCAUCUUGCAUGGUCUGGCCACUUUUGGCAUUACUGGAAAGCACGUCUUUGAGACUUAUGGUCCGUUCAAGAACAUCAAGGUGAGGUUCAGUGGAACAGUCUUGCCAGGCCAGACCAUUGUGACGGAGAUGUGGAAGGAGGGAAGGAAGGUGAUCUACAGAGCAAAGGUGAAGGAGACUGGGAAAGGUUGCAUCAGCAAUGCAGCUGUGGAACUGUUGGGAGCAAAGUCAACGUUGUAG
Molecule: messenger RNA, 2673 nt
Organism: Exophiala viscosa
Lineage: Eukaryota; Fungi; Ascomycota; Eurotiomycetes; Chaetothyriales; Herpotrichiellaceae
Product: peroxisomal hydratase-dehydrogenase-epimerase
Exons: 5
Coding region: 1-2673 (890 amino acids)
Molecular function (GO): oxidoreductase activity
Source: RefSeq, a predicted model, not a curated record